Molecule: messenger RNA, 3762 nt
Organism: Ustilago hordei
Lineage: Eukaryota; Fungi; Basidiomycota; Ustilaginomycetes; Ustilaginales; Ustilaginaceae
Exons: 1
Coding region: 1-3762 (1253 amino acids)
Biological process (GO): nuclear-transcribed mRNA catabolic process, nonsense-mediated decay
Cellular component (GO): cytoplasm; exon-exon junction complex
Molecular function (GO): protein binding; RNA binding
Source: RefSeq, a predicted model, not a curated record
AUGGCCGCUGCCGCUGCGAAGCUGGCCGGCUCCAGCUCAGCUACAGCAUCCACAUCAGCAGCACCGGCCAAGGACGACUCGCAGGCCAACGCUCUCUACAAAGAAAGAGAGAAGAAGCGAUGCCAACUACGCGCUGCCAACCUACAAGCCUGGACUUCCGGUCCACCAGCAACACCAAAGACCCUCGAUUCGAACCUCAAGAAGAACACAGCGUUCGUCAAGCGGGUCAAGCAGAGCAUUGGUCAAGAUGCUCGCGACCAGCUUCUCAAAGACCUGCCUCAGCUCAACCUAGAGAAAUAUUUGCAAGAGCUCACACAGGCGGUACCUGAGGGCUUGUCGAGGUGUGCCACAGCGAAGGACUGCUUUGCCGCGGCAGAGAUCGUCUCCGCAUUUCAUGUUCGCUUUGGUGGUGAGGCUUUCAGCUUGCCCCUCACUAUUGCGCUUGAGCAGGCACUAGCUCCUGCAAGCAAGACUGUCUACCAGAAUGCAACAGCAGAGCAAAAGGAGAGAGACGAGGCUGCUCGAGUAGCUCGUCAAAAGCCGCUGCUUCGUGUGACGGCAGAGCUCGCGCUCGUUGAAGCGAUAGGUACCUCGAACGACAACAAGGGAGCAGCCUGGCUUUACACCCUUCUCAAGAACCUCUUAGCUACCGACAAAGAGCACAGCAACGUUCCGCUACUCAUCUCCAUCCUCAAAGGUCUCGGUCAGUCCAUCCUAGCUCCACCUGCAGCUAGCGAUGCUGAUACGCAACUUUCUAAGCAGGCCAACUCACUCACUCUAGGCGAAGUUGUCGACAUGAGCGCCGUCGAAGCAGCCGAUCCAGCAACUGCCCCUCUCGUUUCGUCAGAUAUGCAGGCCAAGUUUCGCAAACUUAUCGAGAGCUACUUCCAGACUCUUGCUCGACGCAUCGUCAAGGAACACCAGAGGUUGCAGGACCAGGAUCGCAAGAACCACGAAGCCUACAUUCGUUCUGGAGAGAUAUUUGAGGACCGUCAGCAGAACUACGAACGCAUGACGAAGAGCUUCGAGCGCGUUCGGGACUGGGGUCGGAUCCUGUCGGACCUACUCCACGUGCCGAUGCCUGAACUCGAGUCUUCAGCUUCGGCGAGCAACGCCGUCGGCCUGGGCGUCAACUUGGAUUCAAAAUCAGCCUUCGAGCGGGCAGAUGAAGAAUUUGCGACGGAUCAGAGUCCAUGGGAGGACCAAGACUCGCAAAAGUUCUACGAAGAAAUCUUGGAUCUGGGCGACAUUAUCCCUCCUGCGAUCCUGGCACAGACUACAGGCAUCAGCACCAACGCUUCCAGCAUCGGUGGCAGAGCAGAUUGGGCAGAGGAUGGAGCCAGCCGCAGCGAAACAGACCCAGUCAGCACAUCGUCAGGACUGAACACGCCUCAACUCAACGCUGAUCAGACUGACGAAGUAAUGAAUGCUGGACCUGCUGCACAGCUUGCUACACUCAUGGCCAAGUUGCUGGACAUGACCAACCGCAGUAUGAUCGAUAGCGCUGCGGUGGACUUUGCUUUCAUCGCCACCAAGCCCGCUCGCAGAAAGUUGAUCAAGCAUCUCGCUUCCCUUCCACGGAACCGCAUCGAUUUAGCGCCAUACUACGCUCGUCUCGCUGCAACGCUCAAUCGCUACAUGCCAGACGUUGGCUCUGGUCUCACAUCUUUACUCGAAGACGAGUUCCGCUACCUGCAACGCAAGAAGAACGUCGACCUCACCGAGACCCGAGCAAAGAACGCACGCUUCAUCUCAGAGCUCACCAAGUUCAAAGUGACACCAACACAUGCUAUCUUCCACUGUCUCAAGACAUGUCUCGAGGAUUUCACUGGGCCUAACAUCGAUGUGCUCGCUUCAUUGCUCGAGGGCUGUGGACGAUACCUUUUGCGCACGGAAGCAACAUCAGCAAAUAUGCGUAGCAUGCUCGAAAUGCUGAGGCGAAAGCGUGCAGCUGCCAAUCUAGACUCUCGCCAGCUGCUCCUUCUCAAUAAUGCCUACUACCAAUGCAAUCCACCCAAGCGCAAAGCAGCCGAGCAGAAAGUCCGAUCCCCGAUGGAGCUUUACAUCCGUCAUCUCAUCUACCAUGUUCUCACAAAGAAGAUGGUCGAUCACGUUGUUAUGCAGCUCCGGAAACUUAACUGGGACAAUCCCGAGGUGUACGGAUGGCUCAAGGAUGCAUUCACUCGAGCAUGGAGAAUUCGAUACUCCAACAUUCACCUGCUCGCUAUCCUUCUUUACGAGCUCGACAGAUUCCACCCUUCCUUCGCAGUCGAAGUCAUCGAUCAGAUCCUCGAGAACGUCCGCAUCGGUAUGGAAGAAAACAUCUUCAAGCACAACCAGCGACGCGUUGCCACCAUCUGCUACCUUGGCGAGCUCUACAACUACCGUCUCAUCAACAGCGGGAUGUUGUUCGAGCAGCUCUGGUCGCUUGUCACUUUCGGUCAUCCCAACGGCAGGCCGUGGCCAGGGCAAGUGGCACCACUUGACGCGCCAGAUGAUUACUUCAGGAUCAGACUCGUCUGUACAUUGCUAGACACGUGUGGUGUCUGCUUUGACAGAGGGUCGUUGCGGAGGAAGCUGGAUGACUUUUUGGUGUUUCUGAACGUGUAUGUGCUGUGUAAAGAACAGCCGUUGCCUAUGGACGUCGACUUUAUGUUGAUAGAGACACUGGAGACGCUGAGGCCGGAGUUGAAAUUCAAGAGGGUAUUUGGAGAUGCAGCUGCGGCAUGGGAGGAGAUGAUGGCUGUGAACAGGCAGAAGACUGCUCAGGUGGGAGCGGCGGACGAGGAAGAGGAGGAAAGUGACGCGAGAAGCUCGGACGAGGGUCCGAGAGCAAACGGACAGAGCGGUGAGAGUGGGGAGAAGAGACGCAGAGCCAAGGGAAGGAAUGCUGUCGAAGGUGACGACACUUCGGAUAGUGACGACUCGUCUGGUUCUUACACUUCCUCAUCGGGCUCAGCGCAAUCCGACGAGGAGGAAUCUUCCCCAUCGGGUUCUUCUGAGGACUCGGAUGCGUUACGUUCGGAUGCAGGAGACUCUGACGUCUCUGACGCCGACUCGGACGAGGAAGAUGAAGUGAGCCGUCACCGCAUGGACGAGGAACUCGCUCUCCGCAAGGAAGCGGACGACGAAUUCGACCGCGAGCUCGCAAGAAUGAUGGCUGAGUCUAGCUCUUCAGGUUCUUCAGCUGCCCCGGCUCAAGUCAGCAACGCCGCUACAAGCAACCCGCGAAGCAUGCAUCUCUUCUCACGAGGUGGACUGUCCUCCACCAACACCGGCUACAAUCACGGCCAUAUCCACGUUCACUCUCACGCUUCCGGCUCAGGCGGACUUUCCGAGAUCGGCCUUCCCCUUCGCAAGAAGCCUUAUGAGCAGACCCACAGCACCAUUGUCGAGGACAACAGCUCGCAUAUGAAGUUCUCUCUCCUUUCCAAGAAGGGCUCUAAGCAGGUCACUCACGAAGUUCACGUCCCCUCGACAGCUUCUAUCGCGAUCAACACACGCUCGAAGCAGCUGAAGGAAGAAGCGGAACGUAAGCAGCUCAAGGAGCUGGUACUAGCGUACGAGAGGAGCUCGGAGAAUCAACAGCACAGCUCGCCACUCCCGCCACAUGGGUCUUUCUUGCGUCGUCAGAACCAGCAGCAGGAGCAAACGCAGCAGCAGCAACAAUCACAGCAACAGCAGCGCGGACUGCAGUCAGCAAGAGGCGGUAGAGGUGCUGCGGGCGACGAUUUCAAGAUUUGGACCAGUCACGGCUUUUAG